UGUUGGUUCACACCUUGCAAGUGCAGGAUACACAUACAUACGUGAGUAGUCAUCUGUUCGAUCUAUAAUUUAAGAAAAACUAAGGGUGGAUUUAAUACUUCAGUAUAUUGGGCGAACUCAUGACAACCUCUUAUUUAGCGUCACACCUUAUUUAGUAAAUUUGCGAAAUUUUUGUCGUGACGGGCUUCGCGAAAUGGAUAUAUGUAUCUUUGAAAAUCUUGCAAAACCAUCAAAAUAUCGAUUUUUAUUUAUAAAGUUUGCACGGAUUUUUGUAAAUUCUCUUUUCGUGAUUGUGAGUGGAAGGCGGAGACAGUGCAACGAAAUGUGUAAGCACGUGACGAGAUGCUGGGUGAACUUCCGAGCAAAAAUCCCUCAGAUUUUUAGCAAACCUUGCAAAGUAGCUUGAAUUUGCGAUGUGAUAUUACCAAAGGUUGACGUGAAUACGCCCAAUAUUUGGCUUGAGUAUUAAUAAAACUACGUCAUCCACUGAUGACGCGAGUAUAAACUCUUGGAUAAAUCCAAUGUGUUCAAAUCAAAUUGCGUAGUGACCAUCUUAUGUGUAGGCACAUCGUGUUGAUGAGACGAGUAAAUGAGCACGUUUAAGUGUCAAAUUUCAGUACCAAUUUCUUUGUGUGUAGUUUUUCGAAUUAGUUUAAAUACUUAAUUGGUUGUGAAAGUAUAGAUUAUGACCAUAGAACAUAGAGCAAGCAUGGAGUUGAUGGAAUCAAUUUUCAAGAACGAACUGUUGCUGGAAAAUAUAUUCUCCUCCAUGAACUUGAACGGGAUUAAAACUGUUCGUUUCGUAAACAAAAAGUGGAAAAGAAUCGCCGCACAAAGAUUUUCGGAAAUUAGUAGGGUUUUCAUCCAGCUUAACAACGAAUUUUCUCGGAUCAAAGUGGACAUUAAUGAUAAGCCCUUUAUUGUCUUGAAAUGGGGGGAUGACAUCAACACAGCGCUGGAUGAUAAACUCGCAACUUUCAAACAUUUUAAAUUGAGCAUUACUAUUUCUGAGGAAGCUGAAAGAAAAGAAAGGUCCGAACAGGCGUUUUUGUAUUUAACCCAAGUUUUACGACACCUGAGGUGCCCAAAUGGUUCGCUAAUUCAUUCCCUCAUGUUACACCAAAUAAUGAAGGAAAGCAAUAUUUCAAUUGACCAGUUGGCAUCAAUUUCUGAAGCGUGUAAUGACUAUUCUCACGUGGAAAUUCGUCCGAGAGGUUAUUCCCUGGUCGAUGCUUCCAAACUGCCAAAGAUGAUAUGUAACACGUUACGAGUUUAUUACUCGACUGAUGUGGUUCACGCUUUUUCAAAUUUUUUAAAGACGAAAAAAGUUAUUUUUGUGGACGCGUCUUUCAUCUCAUUGGACAAGGUUACAGCGGCCAUUAAUGGGAAUGCGGAACAAUUCGGAGCACUGGAAGAAAUCGAUAUAACAAUGAAGGUUAACGUUAAAGAACUCCUACAUCUAGCGGUAAUACACCCUUUAAGACGACUAUCAAUUCGAAUUGUAAAUGGAGAUAUGCUUUACGCUGGGAUAUCAAGUUUGACAGAAUGUAUCACAAGACAUGCCCCGAUGUUAGAGGUUUUGAGCUUGGAGUUCCUACAAAGCCGGAUAAAGUCAGAAUUCUGUAAAUUUGAGGGGACGGAAUUUCCAAAGUUAAUGCGACUUUACAUCGGAAAAGAUGUGACAUUCGUAGAUACCAGUUCUCGCGAUGUUGACAUUUUUAACUUCAAUGGAGGAAUAGAGAGGGGAACAUUACGCAGCAGGUUUCCUGUACUGAACCGCAUUGAAAUUGUGGAGCCCUCCGACUCAUUUUAUCCACUGCUGAAUGCCCAGAAGAUUACAGAACUUCGAGCGAAAUUCGGGAUACAAGUAAUUCGCAAUGGGGUGUCAAAUUAAUAUCAUUUAAAUUUGUUAAUUCAAGAUGUACAUAUUUAUGCGGUAUCAACUACACACCGACUUAUCAAUCUUUCUCACAUUUACAGCUUUUGUAGCAUAAUGUGAAUAUUCUGCACCAAAAAGACGUUAACAUUAUUUGAUAAUUUUUAAAUAUUAAACAAAUCAAUGAAGUGGUCAAUAAUAAGCUGCAUAACAUAAACAAGGUUAGCAGAUAUCCAUCCAACUUUUGGAUUUCGAUAUUACUUGUUCCAUCUGCCUAAUUGUUAUUUGCCUCAUUUCAAUAUAAACAAGAGAAUAUCGUUCGUCCUGCAACAACCUGUAAAUUCCAGAUUCUAGAAUUGCAAAUAAAUUUCUCCGCACUGUUGAUUUUGCA
This is a messenger RNA of Folsomia candida, 2267 nucleotides long. RefSeq lists its product as uncharacterized. Lineage: Eukaryota; Metazoa; Arthropoda; Collembola; Entomobryomorpha; Isotomidae. The record is from RefSeq and is a predicted model, not a curated record. The coding region runs from base 686 to 1894 and encodes 402 amino acids. The transcript is spliced from 7 exons.